AAUCGCGAUUCAACUUCCCCAACUCUGAAUAUCCAUCUUAACUUACUGAAAAUCCGAGUUUUGCUUUAUAAUCCGAGACUCGGGAGUUAAAUAUCGGCGAAUUCCGAGCUAGGUAAAGGUAAUUUCUCUCGAAAUUUUUUCGGAUUCCAUUAGUUUUCUGCAAUUUCUAUUCCGGUUCGAUAUUUUUUCGGAACAAUGGUUCGAGACUUGGAUUUGGGCAAAAGGACCGUUGCUUCUGAAGAAGAGGAAGCUGAGGUGUCUCAAGUUCCACCUCUAGGUGGUCGGCGCAAUCAGCCACUUGGGCGGAUGCCACCUCUUAGCCACGUCGAUACGCUUCCCAGAAUGGAGGAGAGGGAACCGACAGGUGAAUCUCCGAUUCCAGCUGUACCCUUGGCCUCUGUGCCGUACAGGGAGUGGUAAGAGCCUACUACCUCUGGAAGUGGCUCUACACAUGGGCCUCAGCGUCUGCCGGAGGGUGCCGAAGAAUGGGACAGCCCUACUGAGAAUUUGGGGAUUGUGUCUGUUGCCCCGUACAAGUGGUGGAUUGCGGAGAGCGUUCGGCAUCGUUUCGCCGAGCAAAUCGAAAUUUUCUAUGGUAUUUAUGAAGAGGAUGGGUACUGGUGUCAAAUGCCAGUUUCCGAAGAUAGAAUCCACAAACCUCCGCCCGGGUAUACUGGAGUAUACACCAGGCAACUGCAGUCUGGGCUGAGAUUUCCUCUCCACCCCUUUGUGACCGAAGUUUUGAAUGCAUACGACAUCUCGUUGUGCCAGCUAACCCCGGUCAGCAUUCGAAAGGUUAUAACAUUCUUGUGGGUUGCCCUUUUUUUUGGGUUUAACCCUAGCAUUCACGUGUUUCCACGAUUACACAAUCUGGUACAGAACAAACAAUCUAAUGAACAACACGGUCCUGGAUGGUGGCGAAUCUAAUCCUGAAGAGGGAUUUUGACCACUUGGUCGAAUGACACCUCCAACAAAGAUUGGAGGGGUUAGUGGAUUUGGGUGAGGGCUCCGUAUGAAGAAAAUCAUCCAAACCAUUUUGGGGGGCCUAGCCAUUUGAGAUGGCCUGACAAAAAGAUGUCUGCUAUCGGUCCUGAUGAAUUCUGGGCCGAAGAUAUGCAACUGCUAAAGCUCUUUGACAAAGUGAAAACGGGAAGACGAGGCUGAGAAUUUCAUAUGCCGAAGACUUGGCUAUCCUGCUACCAUUAUAUCUUCCAGGAGAAGAUAUUAGCUGUUGUCGGCCUUAGCCGAAAGUACCAAGGCGGUAAGAAUCUCAGUUGGGACCGAAAACUCGUACUUGUCUUUUUGUUGUUACUGUUUUUUUUCCUCUUUUUUUUGACACUUUGCUAUUUGAGUUUUCACUACUGCAUGAGACAAACUGCGGCCUGAACUAUAGACAGUUGGGAAUCACCGCCGAGAGAAAAGUGACGAAGAGAAAUCCUCAGAUCACUCCACCUUCUGAGAGAGCCCCUUCGUUGCGCGUGUCUCAUCUUGACAUAGUCAGUAAAACUGAAUACUCCAAGCAGAAGCCUUGGUACUUGAAGCGUGACCCAUUUUUCCCUUUGGGUCCUGAAGAGCAAGUUGUUGUUGCUGCUGCUGCUCUGAAAGCCGGCGUUUCUAUGGCUAGCCCCGAGAUCGAAAACAAGAUCAACUCCGAAAAGGAAAACUUGCUGAAAACUUCGGCUGACGAAUCUUCGUCUGAUCCUUCUUUUUCUGACGAAGAAGACGAAAAAAUGGCUAGGAAGAGAAAGACCAGGGCCGUUGUCAAUCCGGGUCAAAUUCCCUUAGAGGAGUACUCUCCAUCGCCGAAACGGUUUCGGCAAGACGAAGUUUCGGCCGAAAUUAUCAGGGAGAAAACUCUAGUUCCUUAUGCUGCUCGGGACCAAGAGGAAGACGAUCAGCAGAAAAUUCUUUCUCCUAAUGCCUUGUCUUCCUCAACGCUGAUGCCUUCAUCAUACAUGUUGAGGACGACAAUGUAUUUAUUCUAGAAGAUAGGCCGGAAGGUUUCAAGGAAGCCGAAGAGCGUGCCGAGGAGUCUCAACAGGUAGAUGUGCAUUAUGCUUCUGCUGCAAACUCGAUCAAGACCUUUCGGUCUAAUGAGAUGGGGUUUGAGUCUGCCCCGCUUGUGAUUGUCCCUAAUGCUGUGAGGGACAGUUUGAUGGAGAGCCGGAACUCGGCCGUUGAAUUUUUUGGGGAUUUAUCUGGCCACUUCGAGCUAGAGAAAGCCAAGAUCUAGUCAACCUAGGCUGCCGCUGGAGCGUUCGAACCAUUUGUAAGAGUGCCAGACCCCAUUGCCAAUAAUUUUAAACUAUUGAUGCAGGUAACUUGCUCUGACCGCUUUUGUUCAAAUUUUUCCUGUAUUUUCUUUCGGCCAUCUUUUUUAAGUCUUUUCUAUUAGUUGACUUUGUUUAAAAAGGAAAAAAAAGAAAGUGAACUUCAAAGGAAACAAAGAGCAACGAGAAAGAAAAUAAUUGUUUAAUGUUCGAAUGUUCUAAGUGAAGGUUGUUCAAAAGAGAAAAAUUAAGUUUCAAGUAAAAGGAAAAAAAAUCAAGUGU
Chenopodium quinoa (quinoa) is the source of this 2552-nucleotide messenger RNA. RefSeq lists its product as uncharacterized. The record is from RefSeq and is a predicted model, not a curated record. Lineage: Eukaryota; Viridiplantae; Streptophyta; Magnoliopsida; Caryophyllales; Amaranthaceae. The coding region runs from base 1617 to 1985 and encodes 122 amino acids. The transcript is spliced from 2 exons.